Molecule: messenger RNA, 2853 nt
Organism: Fukomys damarensis (Damara mole-rat)
Lineage: Eukaryota; Metazoa; Chordata; Mammalia; Rodentia; Bathyergidae
Gene: Scnn1b
Product: sodium channel epithelial 1 subunit beta
Exons: 13
Coding region: 452-2443 (663 amino acids)
Biological process (GO): sodium ion transmembrane transport
Cellular component (GO): membrane
Molecular function (GO): ligand-gated sodium channel activity
Source: RefSeq, a predicted model, not a curated record
CGCGGAAGUGGCCUCCUGGGAUGAAGGGAAGAAAGUAAGGAGACAGGAAAUUGGGUGUCUUGGUCUGUUGUUAAUAACACGGUACCACAGACUAGGUACGUUAUAAAGCAAAGAAGUGUAUUUUGGCUUCCAGUUCUGCCUCAAGCUGGAAGGGCUGCAUCUGGAGCUACUCUUGCUGGCAGAGCCCCAAGAUAGGGCCAGCUUUUGCAAAAGAUAGGUGCUCUGCACCUGCCUUGCUAGCACAAGGUCCUGAGUUCGAUCCUCAGUACAGGGACAGGAUGGGCUCUCCAGAGACUGAGCCCCCCAGGUUUUUAGAGCAGACCCACUCAGAAGGUAACCGGUUAUUCACCCUGUAAUAGCAUAAAGGAUAACCCUUUCAGAAGGAAGGCAGGGUCCUAAUCAGCUCUUAAGGGCCCCAUCUCACCGCCACGAGUUUCAAGAGGGAUAAACCAUGUUCAUCCGGCUGGGGAGCAACUGGCAGCUGCCCAAGGCUGGAGCACAGGCCGCCAUGCACGUGAGGAAAUACCUGCUGAAGGGGCUGCACCGGCUGCAGAAGGGCCCGGGCUACACCUACAAGGAGCUGCUGGUCUGGUACUGCAACAACACCAACACGCACGGCCCCAAGCGCAUCAUCUGCGAGGGGCCCAAGAAGAAGGCCGUGUGGUUCCUGAUCACCCUGCUCUUCGCCUCGCUCGUGUGCUGGCAGUGGGGCGUCUUCAUCAACACCUACCUGAGCUGGGACGUCAGCGUCUCGCUCUCCCUGGGCUUCAAGACCAUGGACUUCCCCGCCGUCACCGUCUGCAACGCCAGCCCCUUCCGGUAUUCCAAGGCCAAGCGCUUGCUGAAGGACCUGGACGCACUGAUGAAAGCCGUGCUGGAGAGGAUCCUCGCGCCCGAACCCAGCCACGCCAACGCCACCAGCACGCUGAACUUCACCAUCUGGAGCCACGCGCCCCUGGUCCUCAUUAACGAGCAGGAUCCCCGCCACCCAGAGGUCCUGGACCUCUUCAGCCUCUCCGGGAACAACCACAAUGGCUCCGCAGGCGGUAGCCCGGCCCCCGGAAGGAUCUGCGGUGCUCCCGGGUGCAAGCUGGCCAUGAGACUGUGCAGCCUGAACGGGACCGUGUGCACCUUCCGGAACUUCACCAGUGCCACCCGGGCCGUGACCGAGUGGUACGGCCUGCAGGCCACCAACAUCUUCGCGCAGGUUCCGCGCCAGGAGCUGGUGCAGAUGGGCUUCCCCGGGGAGCACAUGAUCCUGGCCUGCAUGUUCGGGACAGAGCCCUGCAGCUACCGGAACUUUACACACAUCUUCUACCCUGAUUACGGCAACUGCUACAUCUUUAACUGGGGCAUGAAGGAGAAGCCACUCCCUUCAGCUAACCCUGGGGCAGAAUUCGGUCUGAAGCUGAUCCUGGACAUCGACCAGGAGGACUACGUCCCCUUCCUCACGUCCACUGCGGGGGCCCGGCUGGUGCUCCACGAGCAGAGGACCUACCCCUUCAUCAAAGAGGAAGGCAUCUACGCCACGUCGGGAACCGAGACCUCCAUCGGGGUGCUGGUGGACAAGCUGCGGCGCAUGGGCGAACCCUACAGCCCAUGCACCAUGAAUGGCUCUGAUGUAGCCGUCAGAAACCUGUACAGCGACUACAACACCACGUACUCUAUCCAGGCCUGUCUUCACUCCUGCUUCCAAGACCAUAUGAUCCGUAGCUGCGGCUGUGGCCACUACUUGUACCCACUGCCCCCCGGGGAGAGAUACUGCAACAACCAGGACUUCCCCGACUGGGCCUACUGCUACUUCGACCUGCGCAUGAGUGUGGCCCAGAGAGAGACGUGUAUCAACAUGUGCAAGCAGUCCUGCAAUGACACCCAGUACAAGAUGACCAUCUCCAUGGCCGACUGGCCUUCUGAGGCCUCGGAGGACUGGAUUUUCCAUGUCCUGUCUCAAGAGCGAGACCACAGCAGCAAUAUCACCUUGAGCAGGAAGGGGAUUGUCAAGCUCAAUAUCUACUUUCAAGAAUUCAACUACCGCACCAUUGAGGAAUCAGCAGCCAAUAAUAUUGUCUGGCUGCUCUCAAAUCUGGGCGGCCAGUUUGGUUUCUGGAUGGGGGGCUCAGUGCUGUGCCUCAUCGAAUUUGGGGAGAUCAUCAUUGACUUCGUGUGGAUCACCAUCAUCAAGUUGGUGGCCUUCUCCAAGGGCCUGCGGCAGAAGAGAGCCCGGGCUCCCUACCCUGGCCCGCCCCCGACCGUGGCUGAGCUGGUGGAGGCCCACACCAACCUUGGCUUCCAGCCUGACAGUACCGCCCACAGCCCCCGGGCCAAGAGCUACCCUGCCGAGGAGGCCCCGCCCAUCCCCGGCACCCCACCACCCAACUACGACUCCCUGCGUCUGCAGCCGCUGGACACCGCGGAGUCAGACAGCGAAGGCGAUGCUGUCUAGACCCCCUCCUCGCUUACCCCAGGCAGCAGGAACUUGAAGCCAAGUCCACACCACAGCAGAGGCCUCUUCCUACAGCGCCCUUUCCAAAGAGCUGGGGCCCAGGUGUCCGAGGUCAAUGCCCAUUCCCUCCACUGAGUGGCAGCGGAACCUGGCCGUCCCAGGGCUGGUGUCUCUGCGAGUCACAGUGCCGGCACAGAUGUGGGAACCGGGUGCUCACCUGGCCCCUGCCCACCACCUGUCCUGCCUUGCGGCCUGCGAUACCCUCAGGCUCCAGAGCCCCUGAGGCACCGGCCAGGGUCAGGGUCAGGAGCAGGCAGGCCCUUUGCUGUGGCCCCUGCUUGGCCUGGCCGGGCUGUGGGGGAAACGGUAGUGAGGGCACUGCGGUAAAGAACAGAGGAGGCAUCGGGUGA